This is a messenger RNA of Symbiodinium pilosum, 408 nucleotides long. NCBI's taxonomy places the organism in Eukaryota, Dinophyceae, Suessiales, Symbiodiniaceae. The record is from the annotation of a GenBank genome assembly.
AUGGACAAAGGUGACUAUGUUGCAGCCGCCGCCAAAGCUGCAGGUGAAUUGUACUGCUACGGACACAGCAACGUGCCGUUCAAGCCAACCAAAGCCAAGGAUGUUCAGUUCCGGCCCAAUGCCAACCAGGCCAUGUCCUACUUCGUAGGAGCCAAGGCUGUGAGUGAUGGAACUCCGGAGGAUGGCGGCUUCGCAAUCAAUGGCGGCAAGGGCUGGUCCGAGGUUGUCUUUGAUAACCACCAGAUCGACUGCCACGGCUCGGUUGCAAUCGCCAUGGGAAACUAUUACUUUACAAAUGCAACGGACCAGAGCAAAACCAAGGUGAAGUAUACCUUUGGUUACAAGCGAUGUCCUGACGGCCGCGUGCGAAUCUGCCUCCACCACUCAUCGGUCCCGUUCGCGGGCUGA